Messenger RNA from Lagenorhynchus albirostris (white-beaked dolphin), 2972 nucleotides. It is a transcript of the gene PEX11A, whose product is annotated as peroxisomal biogenesis factor 11 alpha. The coding region runs from base 128 to 871 and encodes 247 amino acids. Gene Ontology annotation, biological process: regulation of peroxisome size; peroxisome fission. The transcript is spliced from 3 exons. Lineage: Eukaryota; Metazoa; Chordata; Mammalia; Artiodactyla; Delphinidae. Gene Ontology annotation, cellular component: peroxisomal membrane. The record is from RefSeq and is a predicted model, not a curated record.
CCCCACGGGGGUGGGGAGACUUGGGUCCUCUGGGUGGCAGAGACUGACAGUUCCGUGGGGACUCGUCAGCAGCCCUUGAGGACUCGCAAAAGAACCCGGUGCCACUCUUGUCCUUGGGCUGGGUGCCAUGGACGCCUUCAUCCGCUUCACCAACCAGACCCAGGGCCGGGACCGACUCUUCAGAGCCACUCAGUACACAUGCAUGUUGCUUAGAUAUUUGUUAGAGCCUAAAGCUGACAAAGAGGAGGUUGUUAUGAAGCUCAAGAAACUGGAGUCCAGUGUGAGCACUGGCCGUAAAUGGUUCAGACUAGGCAAUGUGGUACAUGCUGUACAGAUGAUUCAGCAGAGCAGUCAUGCCACUGACCUAGUGCCCCGCAUCUGCCUAAUAUUAGCCAGCCUGAACCGUGUGAUUUAUUUCAUCUGUGACACCAUCCUUUUUGUGAGGAGUGUAGGGCUCGCCUCUGGCAUUAACAAAGAGAAAUGGCGAAUGUGGGCUGCACGCCAUUACUACUAUUCUCUUCUGCUGAGCCUGGUCAGGGAUCUGUAUGAAAUCUCCCUGCAGAUGGAACAGGUUGCACACGACAGAUCAAAGAAGGAGAAAUCACCAUCCCAGGAUCCUCUUGUGUAUAGCGUGGCUGAUGAGGAAACAGAAUGGCUCCAGUCCUUUCUUCUUCUCUUAUUCCAAUCUCUGAAGAAGCAUCCUCCCUUGCUCCUGGACACAGUGAAGAACUUCUGUGAUAUCCUGAACCCUUUGGACCAGCUGGGGAUCUAUAAGUCCAAUCCUGGCAUCAUAGGCUUUGGAGGUCUCGUGUCCUCUAUAGCAGGCAUCAUCACUGUGGCGUAUCCUCAGAUGAAACUGAAGACCCGCUGAGGUUGUUUCAGACUGAAGACUAGUACCUGCUUUGAAGACAACCUGUUAGUGAAAUGGACAUUUGCAUUAGAUACAGCCAUGUCACACUGUGCUUACAGACUUAGUCACAUGAGCACUGAGUGACCUGUGAUGUGAACAGAGGUGGAGCCAAGAAUGGUGGAGGGAAGAACAUGAAGGUUUAUGUGUUUUCUAGAGCGCUGGAGUGACUUCUGAAUUUCUGAGUAUUUUUCCUUCAUCUAAUGUUUAUCGAGCAUCUUUUAUGUGCAUGUUAGGAACUUAGUGGUUGCUGAAUGGAUAAAAAUUAAGAGAAAAAUUGAAAAGGAUCCAAACUAACAAGUGGACACUAAUAUAACUAACUUUUGGGCCAUGUGCCUCACUACUUUUGCCCAACUACAGUAGGUCUGAUACACACCCUCUCUCAGAUUUAGUGGAGGCCCCUUAUUCUCUGAUCAGUUAUCCCACUUCCUCCAUAGCUGCCAGUGCCAGGAUGGAGGAGAGCUGGGUUUAUAGCCUCUUAACUUGGCUUUUACAUCACUGCGCUCCUGUCUUUCCUCUGUCUAGUAGUAAAAUCAGAAGUGCAUCAGGCACCUUCAUGGUAUAAAUUGUGUCUUUAAGUAGCGCAGUAAGGAAACAAAAAAUCAGAAGCAGAUAGAAAGGACUUGAGGUAGAAAUAAUGUGGAAAGUUACAGUUGGUGCCUGCAGGUUUCCCUGUGACAGAUGAGGAGACUUGAGGUUAAAACUGAGGACAUAACCUCAUUUCUCUGACUCCCAAUCCAGUGCUCUUUCCAUAUUUCACUGCCUUCCUGAUUGAGUGGAAGUGCAAGACUCUCCAGAAUCCUGUGCGAAAAGCCUUUUUUAGAACCUUUGUUGGUCAGUGGUUUAUAUUCUGUUCUACAAAAAUUAAAACUAUAUCUAGAAACACCAGCAGGAUGGUUUUAUUUAAAACCAUAUAACAUUUUGGACACUUACGCGUUAAUUUUCAUAAAAAUUUGUGCAGUUAAGAAAUUUCACGAAUACGAUGAAAUUCUACUAUAUUCGACAAUAAAUCAGAGUUCGUAUUUGUAGGGUGGUUGGGGGAGGUGGAGAAGAGCAGUAAGGGGCAAGAGAAGAGGACAGUAGAACGAUGAGUUGAUGCCACUUGCUCGUGUUCCUACUUCUCAUCUUGGAUGUUGGAUUCUUAUUUGUGAUUACAGAUCCUCUUAAUUUGAGGCAAGUGAGGUAGAGAAAUAGGGUACCAUCAGGUAAGAGGUCAGUGUCAGUCCUGCCAGUAAAGCCAUCUGACAGGACUGGAUGGAAAGGAGAAAAGAAAUGUGCACUAAGUAAAUUUCCCAUAAAUGUGAUUGAGAUUCUUAAAAAGUAGACUCAGGUCCUUGGCUCUCUAUUUUUAAAGUGACCAAUCAAGAUAUGGGAUUUGAGAAAGAACAUUUCGGGAAUUUUAAGAGAAAAGCUGCUAGAUCAGGGCAAAUAAAAAAUUUAACUAUUUUUACUUUGUCCAGAUCUUCUACUGUAACAAAUUAUGUCUAAUAAACUUAUAGACAAAAUUUAUUCAUGUAUCUGUGAAUGUGUUCUGGGAAUGGAGAAGAGUUAAAAAUAAGGUGAUCCAAAGAUAAUCAGAGUCUACACAGUUGGUAGAGUGAGUUCUGGUAAAAUAAGCUCUUGGCUGGAAGAUCCAAGCUCAGGAAAAGGAUGAAGGAAGAUUUAAAUGUAGAACGUCCAGGUUGAAAGAGACCUCUAAGACAAUCUCAUCCAGACUGCUAGCCAGGAGAGGGUCCUCUAUAUCAUCCCUGUCAGUGGUGCUUUUGAUUCUGCCUGGAGAAGUUGGCCUUGAAUCUGUGAUGGCAUUUUACAGUGGUGUCCAUCUUGAUAGUUUUGUCCUCUGCAAGUUACGGUGGGUGGAGGAGAGCUUGGGAAAUGCCACCUCUUCUAGAAUUUGUGAAAACCUUAAUGGUGCCCUGCUACCUCCUUCCCUGUGCAUCUUUGUCCUUUAUAACUAACCAUCCCCACCUCCAGGCCUCCACAUUCAUUCAUGAGGGAUUCUAAAAACCAAGGACAUUUCUCUAUUUUUCUUCCAGUUUUACUGAGAUACAAUUGACACAGUACU